Cucurbita pepo subsp. pepo (vegetable marrow) is the source of this 1574-nucleotide messenger RNA. Its product is annotated as tobamovirus multiplication protein 1. The record is from RefSeq and is a predicted model, not a curated record. NCBI's taxonomy places the organism in Eukaryota, Viridiplantae, Streptophyta, Magnoliopsida, Cucurbitales, Cucurbitaceae.
GCAGCCGCGCGCGGCAUUAAUGGCGAACAAAGCUUCUUCAAGGUUCCUCUCUCUCUGGCUUGGCAUUAACGAAGAAUAAGAACGAACGCUUCUUCUCUUUCUGCGAUUUUCUUCAUCUUUGAAGCUUUGAUGGUGAGGGAUUUAGUGAUCACCUCUGCGGUUGGAGGAUUCGAAUGGUGGAAUCAAAUUGAUGAGUCGGAGGAUUGGCAGAAGGGGAUUUACUACGCUUUGUCUGCUUCUUAUGGCCUCAUCUCGAUCAUUGCCUUAGUUCAACUUAUUCGGAUUCAAGUACGAGUGCCAGAAUUCGAGUGGACAACACAAAAGGGGUUCCAUUUGAUGAAUUUCGUUGUAAAUGGAUUGAGGGCUAUUCUCUUUGGGCUUUAUAAGAGUGUUUUCCUCAUCAGACCGAAGGCUCUUGAAAUGGUGGUUAUGGAGGUUCCUGGACUUCUAUUUUUUUCAACGUACACACUACUUGUUCUAUUUUGGGCAGAGAUCUACUAUCAGGCGCGAAGUCUUCCGAUUGAUAAACUUAAACCUACUUACUGUAUCAUCAAUGGAGUUAUAUAUCUUAUACAGAUCUGCAUUUGGAUAUUUGUGAUGUUAAACAAAUCUCCUGGUGCAGUUAUUGGUGCUAAGCUUUUCUUUUCAGUGGUUUCAUUGUCUGCUGCACUGGGUUUCCUGAUAUAUGGUGGGAGGUUAUUUGUCAUGCUGAGGCAAUUCCCAAUUGAAUCUAGAGGACGCCAAAAAAAGUUGUAUGAGGUUGGUUGUGUGACAACAAUUUGUUUUAUCUGUUUCUUUAUACGGUGUUUUGUGCUUGCCUUCUCUGCAUUUGACAAGGAUGCAGAUCUUGACGUCCUAGAUCAUCCCAUUCUCAACCUGAUAUACUACAUGUUGGUAGAGGUUGUUCCUUCAGCAUUAGUUCUGUUUAUACUGAGGAAACUUCCUCCGAGGCGUAUGUCUGAUCGGUAUCACCCCAUUGAAUGAAGCUCUAAACAGUUUUAUGUCAGCAGAGGUUUCCACUCUAAUUGUGUAUUUUACUAUGUGUAGAUGACGUUUGUUGUACAGGAUUUCGAUUACAGAUUUCUGUUAUCAUCUGUUUGGCUAGAUAUACUAGUAUCCCUUCUAAUUUCAUCCAAAAGUAGUUCUUUCAGCCAAAAACAAAACAUGCCCAAAAGAUUACAUAUGUCAACGUGCAUGCUGCUGCAGUCGGUGGAGUUUGUUCCAUCGGCAUUGGCUAUACCGAUAAAACUUCCUCCAAGGCGUGUAUCUGAUCAGUAUCAGUCCAUCUAAUGAAAGCUCUCAACAAUUUCAGUUCAGCAGAUCUUACCAUUCUAACUGUGUAGUUACAGAUACAUCCCACUGAAUGAAGUUCUCUACAAUUUCUGGUCAGGAAAGCUUUCCAUUUUAAAUCUGUAUUUCAUUUUUGUAGAUGUUUGUUCUUCAUUGCAAAUUUCUGUUUUUCUCUGUCAGGCUGGAUUUACAAUAUACUAGCAUAUAUGCCCAAAAUUAUGCAUCUUUGUCAUAUACAGAACAUCCCAUUAUUUUGAAGAAGCUUUAUGAUUGCUUUUAUUGAA